This is a messenger RNA of Striga asiatica, 1415 nucleotides long. The record is from the annotation of a GenBank genome assembly. Lineage: Eukaryota; Viridiplantae; Streptophyta; Magnoliopsida; Lamiales; Orobanchaceae.
UUUCUAGCUUUCUUCCCAACUUUGAAUUUGACAUUACCAUUUUCAGUGUUUCAAACAAAGUAGAUCACCUAUUAAUGCUCAAAAAUGGCUAUCUAGCUUGCCAGCCAACAAUUAAUAUAACCUUUUCUUAAUUUUAACAACAUAUUUAAUAUCUGAAAAACCAUUGAAUAGAGAAAGCUCAUUAUCAUGGCUUUGAUGAAGCAAAAUGGCAUGUACUGUGCACAAAACAAGUAUUUUACAGGCCUGAGCCUUAUUACACGCGGCGGCUUCUUUCAUGGCAGGGGAAAGAGAAUGUGCGUGAAGAUGAAGGCAAACAUAAACACGGAUAUGGAGAAGGUUAACGGCAAGAGAGUGAGCGGCAAAAUCCCGAUUUUGGACAAAAGGUCCAAUAUUAAUUUGUUGGGAGAAGACGAGUUGAGUCACGAAUAUUUGGUAGGCAGGUUCGUGGAGAAACGGUUCGUGUUCAGACAAUCCUUUGUUAUUAGGUCUUAUGAGAUUGGGCCUGACAAGACUGCUACAAUGGAAACUCUAAUGAAUCUUCUCCAGGAGUGGCCGGAAAUGGCUGGUAAAAACGGGAUGCGUCGAGAUUGGAUCAUUCGCGACCUAAACUCUCGAAAAAUCAUAACACGAGCAACCAGUACUUGGGUGAUGAUGAAUAGAGAAACUAGGAGGUUAAGUAAAAUCCCGGACGAGGUGAAAAAGGAGGUACACCCAUUUUACCUAAAUCGAGCAGCAAUUUCGACUGAAAAAGCCGACACUGACAAGAUUGAAAAGCUUACUGACGAUACUGCUGAGAUGAUCCAAACUGGACUGGCUCCUCGGUGGAGUGAUAUGGACGCAAACCAACAUGUCAACAACGUCAAAUAUAUCGGAUGGCUUUUGGAGAGUGUACCAAUAAAAGUCCUGGAAGAUUAUAACAUGACAAGAAUGACAUUAGAGUAUCGGCGUGAAUGCCGUCAAUCCAAUGUGCUAGAGUCUCUAACAAGCAUGAAACCAAAAACAGAACAAGGGGAAAUUAGUGAGAAUAAUGAUUUAGAAUGCACACAUUUGCUGCGAAUGGAAGCUGAUCAAGCAGAGAUCGUUCGAGCAAGAUCCGUGUGGAGGGUCAAACAACAUCACCAGAUGAUUUGAUAAUCCAACUGUUUUUAUUUUUUAUUUUUUAAUUAUUAUUAGUUACUGGUUUGCUGAUUUAUUUAUUAAUUUAUAUUUAUUAUGCUUAUAUGUACUGUAUUUUUUUUUUGGUUUAUUUGAUUGAGCCAUUUAAUUUGUGGGUUCUUGAAUGUGGUAGCUAGCUGCUCUGUAUAAACUAUAAAGAUGGGAAUGUGCCAUGUGCGGGAUGAGUGGCAUCACAUGUUUGUACAAGCUAGUUUACAUUUGUAAGUGGUAUAUAUAUAUAUACAUAUGGCUUGUCCCCG